UGAAGGAGAGGCGGCGACAAAUCAGAUCCUACCUUGGAUGUGGCGUGUAGCAGAAGUUUCUGCAGUUGCAUACUUUUUCAAACAAAAAACAGUCGCCGUUUUGUGCUGCCUGCGAAACUUCAAAGGAAGUACGUAUUUUCCGAAUACCCCCAGUUAGCGAAACUUGGUGGUCGCGGGAAGCAAGAAGAGGGAAUUCGAGGGUUUUUGUGAAGAACGCAAGCACAAGGAAAGAAAGGAAGAUACGCCCUCGGCAACUUGGCCACCCAUUUAAUUCUGUUCUGCAUAUGUGGGAGGAGAAAUCCAGGUGAUGGGAUUACCUGGUUUCGGAAUUAAAUGUUAAUAGAGGCGGUUGUGGGGGCGGCGAGGGAGACGGAGGGAGCCGACUUUUGGUUUUGUUUUUGGUGGCGAGACUUUGCUGGAGGGAGAGCCGAAGAUGUCCCUUUGGGUGAUUUUACCUGUCAGCCUGCCUGUCUUUACGAUCACUGGAAUAUGGGUCGUAUAUGCCAUGGCCUUGUACAACAUGCACAUUUGUCCUGUGGAUAACUGGGUGUAUAAUGAGUCCUGUGAGGAGAAGCUGUCCCUACAGACGGGUCCUGUGCUCUGCUGCACUCUGGACAAUGUGCCUCUUAUCAGUAAGUGUGGCACCCUGCCUCCAGAGAGCUGUUUCUUCAGUCUGAUCUGCAGCACGGGCUCCUUCAUGGUGAUGGUGAUCGGCCUGCUGCGUUACGGUCUCGUCGUGGAGAAGCACCAGAACUGCGUGCUGAACACGGCCGGGCUCUCCACCGGCUGGAUCUGUGCUGCCGGCCUCAUCAUGGUGGGAAACUUCCAGGUGGACUUUGCCAAGAUCCUGCACUACGUGGGCGCGGGGGUGGCCUUCCCCACCAGCAUGCUGUUUGUGUGCCUGCAGUCUGCGCUGACCUACCGUCUGGCCAAGACGCAGUGGGAGUACUGCGUGGGUCACCUGCGGCUUGCCCUGACGCUGCUGGCCUUCAUCUCCCUGGUGCUCAGCGGCGUCUUCUUCGCCCAGGAGAGCUACGUGCUGCAGCACGCCUCGGCCAUCUUCGAGUGGCUCUUCUGCAUCAUCAUCAUGCUGUUCUACGGGACGUUCGCCUUCGAGUUCGGCGGCGUGUCCUGCGAGACCCUGAUGGUGCUGGCCAGGGGUGCGGGGGCGCAGCAGGGCCUCUCCCGCGGGGGCAGUGGGCACAAGACGGAGGGCAUGGGGGGUCCGGGGCCCCUCCAGCACACGCCCGAGGGCAUAUCCAUGCUGUAA
Molecule: messenger RNA, 1270 nt
Organism: Conger conger (European conger)
Lineage: Eukaryota; Metazoa; Chordata; Actinopteri; Anguilliformes; Congridae
Product: transmembrane protein 150A-like
Exons: 8
Coding region: 434-1270 (278 amino acids)
Source: RefSeq, a predicted model, not a curated record